GAGAGGAAGAUGGUGUCGUUGAAGCUACAGAAGCGGCUUGCUGCCAGCGUCCUCAAGUGUGGGAGGGGCAAGGUUUGGCUUGACCCCAAUGAAGGCAACGAAAUCUCCAUGGCCAACUCUCGGCAAAAUAUCAGAAAGUUGGUCAAGGAUGGUUUCAUCAUCAGGAAACCCACCAAAAUACACUCAAGAUCUCGUGCCCGCAGAAUGAAAGAAGCAAAGACGAAGGGCCGUCACUCUGGAUAUGGUAAGCGCAAGGGUACUAGAGAGGCUAGGUUGCCCACAAAGGUGCUAUGGAUGAGGAGGAUGAGAGUCCUUAGGCGCUUGCUUCGCAAGUACAGGGAGUCGAAGAAGAUUGACAAGCACAUGUAUCAUGACAUGUACAUGAAGGUGAAGGGUAAUGUUUUCAAGAACAAGCGUGUGCUAAUGGAAAACAUUCACAAAACAAAGGCUGAAAAGGCUAGAGAGAAGACCUUGUCCGACCAAUUUGAGGCCAGGAGGGCAAAGAACAAAGCAAGUAGGGAAAGAAAGUUUGCUAGGAGGGAGGAGCGUUUGGCUCAGGGACCAGGGGAGAGGCCAGUACAACCUGCAGCAGCAGCAGCCACCCAAGCCCAAACAAAUUUAACAAGACUUGCCCUUGCAGGGGAUCUAAGAAGUGAGGAUGAUGUGACAGCUGAUAUGACAAAAUUCUUGUGUGACAAAAUGCUGAAAGGGUUGUAA
Molecule: messenger RNA, 717 nt
Organism: Solanum verrucosum
Lineage: Eukaryota; Viridiplantae; Streptophyta; Magnoliopsida; Solanales; Solanaceae
Product: 60S ribosomal protein L19-3-like
Exons: 6
Coding region: 10-717 (235 amino acids)
Biological process (GO): translation
Cellular component (GO): cytosolic large ribosomal subunit; ribosome
Molecular function (GO): RNA binding; structural constituent of ribosome
Source: RefSeq, a predicted model, not a curated record